This is a messenger RNA of Clunio marinus, 726 nucleotides long. Lineage: Eukaryota; Metazoa; Arthropoda; Insecta; Diptera; Chironomidae. The record is from the annotation of a GenBank genome assembly.
AUGAAAAGGUUAUUCAAAUUCGCUUUCAUUUUAUCACUUUUUAUUUUAACUUCUUCGACAAAUCAAAAAUGUUCUGUCAUUUGUCCUGAUAUUGUUGAUUUGAAUUUUCAUAAACCACUCAUUGAAGUUAUCUUAGAAAAUCUGUACAGGGCUGGACCUUCAGAUGGUGUUUGUUUAGAUGGAAAAGAGAGAUGGAUAGUUAAUGGAACUCAAUUGAAUUUGCCUCCAAAGUGUAUUUGCUUAACUUAUCCAAUGGGAGAAGAUAUAAAGCGUGGAGAAGGUCCAAAAUGCCCUGAUCACUUGGCAGCAGCUGUCGAAGAAACAAUUGAAGAAAACUUAAUAAGGAAUUAUAAGCUUCUAGGCGAUACUGCACCAGAAGACGGCUGGUGCGAUGAAGGCAAACUUAAGAGAAUUAUCUUGGCAUCAGAAGUCGAUGACGAAAAGAAUAUUUGUGUAUGCAUGAAUGGAUAUAAUUUUUAUUCACCAGAGGUGAUAUGUAUUGAUGAUGAUUGAGAGUAUUAUUAACUGAAAGCUCCGUCAUCACAUAAAAAUGAUUUUUAUUUGAAAACGACUUGAACACUUUUACAGUGAACUCUUCAUAAAAACAUAAUUUGAAUAGAUAGAAAAAAAUCUUUAAAUAAACUUUCAUUUUAUCGAAAGAAAAUCGUUUAACUACUUAAAAACCUUUGGAUUUAGUGAGAGUUUUCCUUCAUUGAAAGUUGACUG